Colletotrichum spaethianum is the source of this 192-nucleotide messenger RNA. RefSeq lists its product as uncharacterized. The record is from RefSeq and is a predicted model, not a curated record. The transcript has a single exon. Lineage: Eukaryota; Fungi; Ascomycota; Sordariomycetes; Glomerellales; Glomerellaceae. Bases 1 to 192 code for a protein of 63 amino acids.
AUGGUCGCCAGCUUUGAUAGGCCCGACGACGUCGACGCGCGAGGCUUUUGGGCGCGUGCUUGCCACUCGGCCAGCGGAAACAUGUCGGGCAGAGUCGUCCACUUGUCUGGCUGGUUGACCGCCUUUUUCUGGUGGCGAGCCGACGGGGCCACGCAGAAGGCGUACAGCGACAAGGAGCUGGCAGACUCAUGA